Molecule: messenger RNA, 2889 nt
Organism: Pongo pygmaeus (Bornean orangutan)
Lineage: Eukaryota; Metazoa; Chordata; Mammalia; Primates; Hominidae
Gene: ANAPC2
Product: anaphase promoting complex subunit 2
Exons: 14
Coding region: 200-2734 (844 amino acids)
Biological process (GO): ubiquitin-dependent protein catabolic process; metaphase/anaphase transition of mitotic cell cycle; protein K11-linked ubiquitination
Cellular component (GO): anaphase-promoting complex
Molecular function (GO): ubiquitin protein ligase binding
Source: RefSeq, a predicted model, not a curated record
GUCAUGGUCAACGCCGCCCCGGGCCCCGCCACCCCAACCGCCGCGGAAGCAGCGCUGUCCGCGCCUGCGCACGACUCCCCGACAGCGCGCCGAACUAGCGCGUCAUCGCUGAGCGCCUUGUGCGCGUCAUGGCUGCGCGUGCAGACGUGCGUCAUCGCCGCGCGCCGCGCCGAGCGGAUCUCGGAGUCGGUGGGUGCAGAUGGCGGCGGCAGUUGCGGUGGCGGAGGGGGACAGCGACUCCCGGCCCGGACAGGAGUUGUUAGUGGCCUGGAACACCGUGAGCACCGGCCUGGUGCCGCCGGCUGCGCUGGGGCUGGUGUCUUCCCGAACCAGCGGUGCAGUCCCGCCAAAGGAAGAGGAGCUCCGGGCGGCGGUGGAGGUUCUGAGGGGCCACGGCCUACACUCGGUCCUGGAGGAGUGGUUCGUAGAGGUGCUGCAGAACGAUCUGCAGGCCAACAUCUCCCCUGAGUUCUGGAAUGCCAUCUCCCAAUGCGAGAACUCUGCGGAUGAGCCCCAGUGCCUUCUGCUGCUCCUUGACGCUUUUGGCCUGCUGGAAAGCCGCCUGGAUCCCUACCUGCGUAGUCUAGAGCUGCUCGAGAAAUGGACUCGCCUGGGCUUGCUAAUGGGCACUGGUGCUCAGGGGUUGCGAGAAAAAGUCCACACUAUGUUGCGCGGAGUCUUGUUCUUUAGCACCCCCAGAACCUUCCAAGAGAUGAUCCAGCGUCUGUAUGGGUGCUUCUUGAGAGUCUAUAUGCAGAGUAAGAGAAAGGGGGAAGGGGGCACAGACCCGGAACUGGAGGGGGAGCUGGACAGCCGGUAUGCCCGUCGCCGGUACUACCGGCUCCUGCAGAGCCCGCUGUGUGCAGGGUGCAGCAGUGACAAGCAACAGUGCUGGUGUCGGCAGGCUCUGGAGCAGUUCCAUCAGCUCAGCCAGGUCUUACACAGGCUCAGUCUGCUGGAGCGGGUCAGUGCCGAGGCUGUGACUACCACCCUGCACCAGGUGACCCGGGAGAGGAUGGAGGACCGUUGCCGAGGCGAGUACGAGCGCUCCUUCCUGCGUGAGUUCCACAAGUGGAUCGAGCGGGUGGUCGGCUGGCUCGGCAAGGUGUUCCUGCAGGACAGCCCCGCCAGGCCUGCGUCUCCUGAGGCCGGCAACACCCUGCGCCGCUGGCGCUGCCAUGUGCAAAGGUUCUUCUACCGCAUCUACGCCAGCCUGCGCAUCGAGGAGCUCUUCAGCAUCAUCCGAGACUUCCCAGACUCCCGGCCAGCCAUCGAGGACCUCAAGUACUGCCUGGAGAGGACGGACCAGAGGCAGCAGCUGCUCGUGUCCCUCAAGGCUGCCCUGGAGACUCGGCUCCUGCAUCCAGGCGUCAACACGUGUGACAUCAUCACCCUCUACAUCUCCGCCAUCAAGGCGCUGCGCGUGCUGGACCCUUCCAUGGUCAUCCUGGAGGUGGCCUGUGAGCCCAUCCGCCGCUACCUGAGGACACGGGAGGACACAGUGCGGCAGAUUGUGGCCGGGCUGACGGGGGACUCGGACGGGACAGGGGACCUGGCUGUUGAGCUGUCCAAGACCGACCCGGCGAGCCUGGAGACAGGCCAGGACAGCGAGGAUGACUCGGGCGAGCCAGAGGACUGGGUCCCGGACCCCGUGGAUGCCGAUCCAGGGAAGUCGAGCUCCAAGCGGCGUUCCUCGGACAUCAUCAGCCUGCUGGUCAGCAUCUACGGCAGCAAGGACCUCUUCAUCAACGAGUACCGCUCGCUGCUGGCCGACCGCCUGCUGCACCAGUUCAGCUUCAGCCCCGAGCGGGAGAUCCGCAAUGUGGAGCUGCUGAAGCUGCGCUUUGGCGAGGCCCCAAUGCACUUCUGUGAGGUCAUGCUGAAGGACAUGGCGGACUCCCGCCGCAUCAACGCCAACAUCCGGGAGGAGGAUGAGAAGCGGCCAGCGGAGGAGCAGCCACCGUUCGGGGUCUACGCUGUCAUCCUGUCCAGUGAGUUCUGGCCGCCCUUCAAGGACGAGAAGCUGGAAGUCCCCGAGGACAUCAGGGCAGCCCUGGAGGCUUACUGCAAGAAGUACGAGCAGCUCAAGGGGUUUGUUUCCAUUAAAAGCUGCCGGAUCCUGGAAGGACUCAGGAGCCCUUGGCCCACAGAGCAGGCCAUGCGGACCCUCAGUUGGAAGCACACCCUGGGCCUGGUGACCAUGGACGUGGAGCUGGCCGACCGCACGCUGUCUGUGGCGGUCACCCCGGUACAGGCGGUGAUCUUGCUGUAUUUUCAGGACCAAGCCAGCUGGACCCUGGAGGAACUGAGCAAGGCGGUGAAAAUGCCCGUGGCGCUGCUGCGGCGGCGGAUGUCCGUGUGGCUGCAGCAGGGUGUGCUGCGCGAGGAGCCCCCUGGCACCUUCUCUGUCAUUGAGGAGGAGCGGCCUCAGGACCGGGACAACAUGGUGCUCAUCGACAGUGACGACGAGAGUGACUCCGGCAUGGCCUCCCAGGCUGACCAGAAGGAGGAGGAGCUGCUGCUCUUCUGGACAUACAUCCAGGCCAUGCUGACCAACCUGGAGAGUCUCUCGCUGGAUCGCAUCUACAACAUGCUCCGCAUGUUUGUGGUGACUGGGCCUGCACUGGCCGAGAUUGACCUGCAGGAGCUGCAGGGCUACCUGCAGAAGAAGGUGCGGGACCAGCAGCUCGUCUACUCGGCCGGUGUCUACCGCCUGCCCAAGAACUGCAGCUGACACACCCGCCUGCCCGCCCGCCCGCCAGGCGCUGCCCUGCAGGUGCUCUUGUCCUCCCAUGCCAGCCCCCGCCCGCCUGUGUCCCAGAAUGCACUGCUCAGGAGCACGCCCACCCCCACCCCCACAGUGUGCAGAUUAAAGCAAGUCAGAUCGUC